Asparagus officinalis (garden asparagus) is the source of this 1264-nucleotide messenger RNA. RefSeq names its product protein BTR1-like. The record is from RefSeq and is a predicted model, not a curated record. Lineage: Eukaryota; Viridiplantae; Streptophyta; Magnoliopsida; Asparagales; Asparagaceae. Bases 237 to 1037 code for a protein of 266 amino acids. Gene Ontology annotation, biological process: regulation of gene expression. Gene Ontology annotation, cellular component: cytosol; cytoplasm. Gene Ontology annotation, molecular function: mRNA binding. The transcript is spliced from 6 exons.
GUAAGCGUCUCGUUGAUUUCGUUCUCCUUUUCAUCCUCCGUUUCCCCCUCGGCUGUCUGACCUGGGAUCUCUGCCAAUCGAUCGAGCUGAAGUGGAUUGCUAGAUCUAAAGUUCCCAACAAGAAUUCGUUCGAGGAAUUCGCAGGAGAUCUCUGCCCCCCCUCUCCGCGAAUUCGAUGCGGAUCUAAGAGAGAUGAUAAUGAAAAUUCGACUUACAUUAAGAUCCUGGUUUCAAAUAUGGAUGCUGGUUGUAUAAUUGGAAGGGGUGGCUCAACUAUUACAGAAUUUCAGGCACUGUCUGGAGCUCGUAUUCAGCUCUCACGCAACAACGAGUUCUUUCCAGGAACAUCGGAGAGAAUAAUCAUGGUCUCUGGUAUUAUUGAUGAUGUUAUGAAGGCAACUGAACUCAUCCUUGAGAAAUUAUUGAAUGAGGCAGGGGAAACUAGUGAUGCUGAGAUUAUAUCAAAAGUGAGGCUUGUUGUUCCUAACAACUCGUGUGGUGGGAUAAUUGGGAAAGGAGGAUCGAUCAUUAAGUCAUUUAUUGAAGAAUCACACGCUGGGAUCAAAAUAUCACCUCAGGAUAGUAACUUUUUUGGACUGAAUGAUAGACUAGUCACAAUAACAGGGACUUUAGAGGAAUGUAUGUAUGCAAUUGAUCUAAUCAUGUCAAAGUUAAUGGAAGACGCUCAUUAUUCAUUGUCGGCAGCUAGUCUAUAUCCCUAUGCAGGCCUUAUCCUUAAUGGAGGUCAUGGUACUCCGUUGGGCUAUACUGUUCGUUCAGUGCCAUACAGCAGAGCGAAUUAUGUGCCUAAUGGUGUUGGAAAGUACCGUAGCAAUAAGGGCAUGAUGCCACCUCUGAUUUCGACAAGGUCAUCUCCUGGGGGUUCUGAAGGCGAAGGAAUUUCUGUGACAAUUGGUGUCGCAGAUGAACAUAUAGGUUUUGUUCUAGGUCGAGGGGGGAGAACUAUUAUGGAGAUUAUUCAGGUUUGUAUUGUGAUUACAGGUUUUCAGUCUGCUCUCGUAUACGAUAUAGUCUAAAGCUUCAACAGAUUUGACUAGAAGAAUUUGUGAGAUAUGUAACUAUAGACAUAUGCAAUGCUUUAUCUAAUAAAGAGUUUUUACAUGAAAACUGCCUUAAGUUUUAUCCAAAUUGAUACUUACUACCUUCCUCUUUUGUUUUUUAAUCAAAACCACUGUACUUGCAUACAUGUUUGCAAUGUCAUGCCAAAUCGAUUUUUCAGCUCAAAAAAGACACGAACUUCUAA